GUCAACACUGCAAAGCAAAUAAUAAAUUCCAAAUAAAUAGAUUGCCAACAUAAUUAAAAAUAUAUACUUAAAAUGCAAAUUUGGAGUGUUACAGCGAUUAUUUUGCUAACAUGUUCAGUUCUGCGAGCGAAGGACUCAGCUGAUGCGGUCAGUUCAGAGAAUAUAACCGAGCUCUUGCUUCAAGCGAAACAAUAUGAAGACGAAAUUCAGCAGUACGAAGAAAUAGCAGGAGUAUUGGAAAAAGAAAUUAGUGAAAAUGUAAACCAGAUGAAUACAACUAAUAACAAAGAAGAGCUCGAUAUCAUACGAAAUCAGUUGAGGCAGUUCGAAGAACUAGAAAAUAUGUUCCAAAUCUAUAGAGCUGCGCUUUUGAGAAUAGAGCCAACGUUAUGUUUACCCGAACAUAAACUGAGCGGAUCCUAUAUGAUCGACGGCUCGUUCGAAGCAAGCUGCGAUGGGGAUAAUAUUGCCGGACCCGGCUGGACAGUUAUACAUAGACGUAUUAAUAAUAAUUUGAUCUUUCAACAAAACUGGAGCGCGUACGAGCGCGGAUUUGGUGAUAGCUCAAACAACUUCUUCAUUGGCCUGCGAAAGUUGUAUCAAUUGACAAGCCGUAAGCCCCAUGAGUUGUAUAUACGCCUCGAAAACCAAAUGGGCGAGACACGCUAUGCGCUCUAUAGUCAUUUCGAGAUUGCCGACUACAAAGAGAACUAUAAAUUGAAACAAUUGGGUGGUUAUGCUGGCAAUGCUGGUAAUGCUUUAAAAUUUGCUCUAAAUCAGCCAUUUACGACAUAUGACAGCCUAUGUUAUUGGUAUCAAGAUAAGAUCAAAACAAAUGCCAAUGUUGGCUGGUGGAUGAGUUGCCACCUUUCGGGUGCAGAAAGCAAUUUGAAUGCACAGACGAGCCAAUGGCAUACCUGGCCGGAGACUUUUAGAUCUGUCGAAAUGAUGAUACGUCCGCAAUUGAUGUGCCCCAAUGCACUUGAUAAUGCAAAGAAUCAUUGGAAUUCCAUUAUAUCCUGUCUUUUCAAGAGAAAUUCCUAAUGCGCCGUCGUAUACAUAGCUCAGCAGAAAAUAUGUAUUUAAUAUAUUUAUAUAUUAUAAAGCUCAU
Drosophila novamexicana is the source of this 1111-nucleotide messenger RNA. RefSeq names its product fibrinogen-like protein A. NCBI's taxonomy places the organism in Eukaryota, Metazoa, Arthropoda, Insecta, Diptera, Drosophilidae. The record is from RefSeq and is a predicted model, not a curated record. The coding region runs from base 73 to 1044 and encodes 323 amino acids. The transcript has 2 exons.